ACACACACACACGCACACGCGCUCGCACACACACACAGACGUACUGCAACCUCUCCACAGGAAACUCUGAGCCAUAAUGCGAAGGCACCUCCGAGCAGACGGCUGCAUUGCUCAAACCAAGUGGGAUACGGUGCGGCUUUGAUAGUGCGUUAAUUACUCAUGUGAUGUGAUACAGAUGUCUGGGGGCUUCAGCCGAAAGUUUGCCUGACGGUUUCCAAGGGGGCCAGGCAGACAUUUUAGAAGCGCUGGGACUUUGAACAGGAGCAACUCUGGGCGAGGAGAGUUGCCUGUGCCGGUGACAUGAUGACAAAAGGGCUUCACUAUCCUUGUGACAGUUUGAAACUUUAGUCGCCAGGAGUUUUGUGGAGGGAAUUACUCAGAUUGUGUCCAGAACGUUUGUCUUUUGUUCGGUGUGGAUGCAGUGAAGAGAAAUAUUGGUACCGUCUUUCAAUCAGUAAAACCCAAGCGCCAAAUGUGUUCCAUAAUGGGCACCCCAGCUGUACAUGUGUUGGUGCUAAUGGCCUGUAUGGCAGCCAGAGGAAUGUGCCAGAUAAACAGAGCUGGAGCAGAGGAGGACUCUCUCCCAGGCUUCCGUCACUCCACCCUCCAGUCUCCGAGUUUCUACAGCACCGCCAGUCCCAGCACGGGGCCCGGCCUCCACUUGGGGGCCCCGGGGGCCGAGGCACAAGCCGUGGGAUCUGGAAAUAACACUGUUGUAAAAAUGCCGAUGCAAAUUCCGGGGUGCGUCAAACCCACUUCGAUUAGUAGCUAUUUCAAGUACAUCAACACCUUCAUUUCCAUUAUCGUGUUUGUGGUCGGCCUGGUCGGCAACGCCACCCUGCUGAGGAUUAUAUACCACAACAAGUGCAUGAGGAACGGGCCCAACGCCCUCAUUGCCAGUCUGGCCCUGGGGGACCUCAUCUACAUCAUCACGGAUAUACCCAUCAAUGUAUACAAGCUGCUGGCGUCCCGCUGGCCUUUUGACAACAGCGUCGUCGGCCUGUAUCUGUGCAAGCUGGUGCCCUUCAUGCAGAAAGCCUCUGUGGGCAUCACGGUCCUCAACCUGUGCGCCCUCAGCGUGGACAGGUACAGAGCCGUGGCCUCCUGGAGCAGAGUGCAGGGAGUGGGCAUCCCUCUGCUCACAGUCAUCGAGAUUUUGUCGAUCUGGUUGCUGUCGUUCUUCCUGGCCGUGCCGGAGGCGAUCGGUUUCGACAUGAUCACCUUCGAAUACAGGAACCAAACCAUCCGCACCUGCAUGCUAAACCCCAAAACGGACUUCAUGAUGUUCUACAGGGAUGCAAAGGACUGGUGGUUGUUUGGCUUCUACUUUUGUGUCCCACUCGCCUGCACCGCUGUGUUCUACACUCUGAUGACCUGCGAGAUGCUCAACCGCAGGGAUGGCAGCCUUCGGAUAGCCCUCAGUGAGCACCUCAAACAGAGGAGGGAGGUGGCCAGGGCCGUUUUCUGCCUCGUCCUGAUCUUUGCCCUCUGCUGGUUCCCACUGCACCUCAGCAGGAUCCUAAAGAAGAUGGUUUACUCCCAGAAUGAUAAGAAGCGCUGUGAGCUGCUCAAUUUCCUGUUGGUCCUGGAUUACUUCAGUAUCAACCUGGUAACAAUCAACUCCUGCAUCAACCCCAUUAUCCUCUUCUUUGUCAGCAAGAAGUUUAAAAACUGCUUCAAGUCGUGUUUGUGCUGCUGGUGUUACUCUGACAACCAGCUGAGCAGCAUCGGACCCAUGAACGGUACCAGUAUCCAGUGUAAAAGCCCCGAGCCCAACAACGUCCACGCUGAUCGCAGCAUCAGGAAGGACAGCGACUGACCUCUCGACUCACAUCAUCUCUAUUUUCAAGCACUUCCAUAUAUCCAGCAGCUUAUUUUUAAAUACAACAAAUGCACACCCUUGAAUAUAUAAAUGCAUAUCAUAACCACUGAAGCAACAAAUGAGCCUGGCAGGGAUGGACUAGGAACUGGAGAUAAAAGGAACUAAUAAUGGAGUUGGCGCACAAUGCUCUGAAGUGUCCCGGAGCGCCUCAGGGGGCUAAACCUCCGAUGACACACUCCUUGUAUUCCCACCCCCACGGACAGUGACGCUGUAGCAUGAGAGAAGAACGGGGAAAGCGGGAUGAGGAGGACGAGGACUCUUCACAGGAUGCAGCUGAGCGGUGACUAUAAAUGACUCUCAAUCAGUAGCAACGCGUGCUAUUCCUGUAAAGGGCAGCACUACUGGGAAGGAGGCGCAAAGCUACAGGAAGGAAAAAGGAGACUGCUCGCUGUCAGAGGGAAUGAUAGGGGAUGAGCAGGAGCUUGCCACUCAUUGAUGUUGGAAAACAGGAGAGCGUGUUACCGACUCGAACAACUAUUAAUUUUCCAUUAAACAUGCACAGUGUAUCUAACUCACACUCAUUAUUCAUUGAGCUACUUUGUGGUAUAAUUCGAUGGAGGUUUUGAGGUUUAGAAGUUCAUUUGCUUCCCAUUGCUUCGAUCAGGUCAGGUAAAGAGGGAAAAUGUCUCUUCACAGAAAGAUGCCCCCCCCCCCCCCCCCCGCUCCACACACACACACACACACCCUAUUUCUGUUUACUGAAUCCAUGAUCCUAAGAAAUGAGAAGCUGCUGGUAACAAAACAAUGAAAGAUUUCAGCACAUAAUCAAAUCUGGUGUCAGAAUAAGCCAAAGUGCACCGGCACAAAAAUAAAUACAGGGUUGUAGGUUUUAAAGUGGAUAAACUACAACUCUGUAGUUCUUUAGCACGUGGAGCAAAUGAUAAAUAUGAGAUAAUGCAUUAUGACAGGUCAGAUAUCACCAUAGACCAAAUGGACAGGAAUUAGACAGGAAAUAGCUUUUCUACACUGUGAAUUUUAACAAUCAUACUCAACAAUAUUUGUGACUUUUAUGCCUGUAUAACCAAUGGAAUAUAUAUGUAUAUUGUCCACUUUUAUAAAGUGUUAUAUUGCAGUAAUAACAUUAUUAUUAUUAUUAUUAUUAAUAAUAAGUAUUUCACUCUGACAACAUUACCUGGGUAAUGACAUGGGCCAAUGAGGUUUAAAUGGUGGUGGUAAACGGUCCAAAUAUCAAAGGAAUUGCGAGAGAUUUGGGGGGAAUACCCCAAGAGAUAGCUCGACGAGAAGAAUGAUACCACUCUGUAGCCUACGAUCAAUAUUUAGCGAUACAUCCAGAGAGGAUUUGCUUGUUUAGCAUACAUACUGGAGAGAAAGGAAACUCUGCUGUGUCAAAACUGGUGACAAAGGAUGAUUAAAAACCCACGAACCACUUGCCUUUAGGUGUUUAAUCAACUAUUGUUGUUUUUUUCCCGCUUGGCUAAAACCAGAAGCUAACUAUAGCUGGAGAAAUCACUAAGCUAACGGCGGCUCGCUGCCUUUAACCAGAAAAAAACCACAACAAGAUAUUACAUGUUUAAUUAUUGUGCUUUAUUGCUUCAUAGGCAGCUUUUGUGACAUUCGGAUAGAGCCAAACUCGCUGUUUCACUCUUCCCGUCUUUAUGCUAAGCUGAGCUAACUGGCGUUAUAUUUCACAAACGUACACGUGAGUGUUAUCUAAUCCUAUGUUCACACUGCAAACGACAAAAGCGACAAAACAGGCCAAAGGUUGGAUCGCUGCACUGAUGACGAGGCACCGUAGAUAUUUUACUCAAGCGCCGGUCGACGCAGUUAUGGCGUCACAUGGCACUGAGAACUGGCCAGCGGCAUAUUCUUUGAGGCUGGAACAAAAACAUUUGAUUGGUUGACGCUUUGGCGUGUCAUCGGAGCGUGCCGCGCAGUCUGUAGCUUCAUAUCAUCGGUAGCCUGUUGAUGUGUGAAUCAUAUCCACUUCCAAAAACUAUACUGCCUUAUACUAUUUGAUAUGUUAAUACAUGUAAACCUGUGUGUGUUUGUAAGUUAGCAUGUGUGUGUGUGUGUGUGUGAGUGUGUGUGCUGUGUAUACAAUUACUUGCACUUCUUGAGUUGAAGUGUGUUGUACACUUGUGUUCAAUAGAACAGGAUAUAUCUGUAUAGGCUACGUUUGUUCUUCUUUUUUUUUUGUACCACUAUCCAUUGGAGCAAUUCAUUAUAGAAAAUCUUUAGAAAAUGGAAUUCAUGCCAUGUUUGUUGUCUUUGAUGCUGCUGCUUGAACCAAUAAAUCAAUUUCCAUCUCCA
Molecule: messenger RNA, 4153 nt
Organism: Pseudoliparis swirei
Lineage: Eukaryota; Metazoa; Chordata; Actinopteri; Perciformes; Liparidae
Gene: ednraa
Product: endothelin receptor type Aa
Biological process (GO): G protein-coupled receptor signaling pathway; regulation of blood pressure; enteric nervous system development
Cellular component (GO): membrane
Molecular function (GO): endothelin receptor activity
Source: RefSeq, a predicted model, not a curated record